AUGUUAGGCAAACUGAUCCAGGCUGUUGAUUUCGCUCAUCAUGCAACAUACAAGGUGAUCAAACUUCCUGGUCUUACUCCUGAUGAUGGUUUUUCAAACGUCAAAGAUCCAGAAUACAAACCAUCGUCACCUAAUGGAUGGACUGACGGAACUACUACUCAGGGUAACAACGUUAAUGCUCUUGAUUUAAGAAAGGAUCCACCAGUUCCGGGAACCGGUGUUGAUGGUGUGUUUGACACCAAGUUCAAUUCCACUGCUGAUGUUGCCGAUCCAGACAACAUGCAAGCAGCUGCUGUCAAUCUGUUCUACGUUGCUAACCUAAUGCACGAUAUCUCGUAUCAGUAUGGUUUCACCGAGGCUGCUGGUAAUUUCCAAACGGACAACUUUGGAAAAGGUGGUGAGGGUAACGAUGCAGUCAAUAUCAAUGUCCUAGAUGAUUCGAGUACUGACAACGCCUUAUUCCACACCCCACCUGACGGCCAACCUGGCGUAAUGCUAAUGUUUCGAUACACUACUACCGAGCCCAAUCGCAGUAGUGGUUUGGACAACCAAGUUCCUUUGCACGAAUAUGGACACGGUAUUUCAACUCGGUUGACUGGUGGACCUGCAACAAUUGAAUGUUCGUUCGGACGUGAAGUUGUUGGUAUGGGUGAAGGCUGGUCAGAUCUAUUUGCCAUGAUCGUAACUGCCAAGCAAUCACACAAAGCCGACACUCCAAUUGGCAUUGCUGCAUAUGUCAAGAAUAAGCCCAACGGUAUUCGCUCUCAUCCUUACACUACUGACAUGAAAGUCAAUCCCUUGACGUAUGCCGAUGUUAAAACUCUUAAAAGCCCUCAUGCUAUAGGUGUAGUGUGGGCUUCUAUGCUUUGGGAAAUCUACUGGAACUUGGUCACCAAGAACGGAUUCUCCACCAAUCUCUACGACGCCAAGGGCAAGUUUGGUAACAUUAUUACUAUGCAGAAUAUGAUUGGUGGUAUGAUGCUUCAGCCAUGUCAUCCCACUUUCCUUGAUGCUCGUGAUGCCUUUAUUGCAUCUGAUGUUGCUCGCUACAAUGGUGCCAACAAAUGCGAUAUCUGGAAAGGAUUCGCCAAACGAGGUUUGGGAGUCAAGGCUGCCAAGUUCAAUAACGAUUUCUCAGUUCCUGAUGAAUGCAGUGGUGGUACUUCAUCGUCUAGCAGUGUUUCUAUUGCUACCACAGCAGAAUCUACCACAGUAGAGUCUGCCACAGCUCAUAGUUUCUAA
This is a messenger RNA of Batrachochytrium dendrobatidis JAM81, 1242 nucleotides long. RefSeq lists its product as uncharacterized. The record is from RefSeq and is a predicted model, not a curated record. The transcript has a single exon. NCBI's taxonomy places the organism in Eukaryota, Fungi, Chytridiomycota, Chytridiomycetes, Rhizophydiales. Bases 1 to 1242 code for a protein of 413 amino acids. Gene Ontology annotation, molecular function: metalloendopeptidase activity; zinc ion binding.